AAAAAAAAAACCUCUAUCCUCGCUUAUUGCAAUCGCUGCUAGUCAGUUCAUCUUGUUACUUCACUCCUUCCCUUCAAGCAGCACGACCCUCAGAAGUAGCCACCGACACUCAGGAAUCAUUCAGUUGAGAUCCUGUUCAAGAUACAACGAUUCAUAAGCAACUAUAUUAUAUCCUUUAUAAUAUCAGAUCCCUUCGGAUAUCGUUUUAAUUCGAGAUGGCCACUACAGCUGUGCACACACCAGUGAAGUCUCACUCCAAUAUUUUCUCCACCAGGGCCGCAGGUGGUCGUAUGUUGCUCACUCCCUCCCCUCGGGGAAGGAAUAGCCCAAAUAAUGCCUCGCCCUUCACUCCUCCUGCUCGCCGUCGUCAUCACGAUCCUUCAUGGCACGCCGAUCCUCCCCGCAAGGCCAGUCUUUUCGGAGAUGCUUCUUCCCGGACCGGCAGUUCGCUGACGGCCGCAUUCGCAUCAUUGAAUGUUUCGGGCUCGUCAAAAUCCCGUUCGUCGAGGAUCGCACCUUCACCGAAGUCGAAUAUCGCUAGAUCGGCUGUUUCACCGCUUCGCCUUGACCUUGGCGUUAGCGAUUGGGCGUUGACUGGGACUGGCACUACUGCGGGUCAGACCCCCGUCAAGAGAAAGACCAGAUCCGGGACUGGAAAGACCACUAUCCGGAUUAACGGCGAUCGCUUCAUUCCUACCCGCGGGGCGUCUUCUCCGACUGCUUCCUCGAAGAUUGAGCACCCUUCCCGUCCGGGCACUGGCCAUGGCCGAUCCAAUUCGGUUUUGAGUGGUGGCGUGUUUGGUAACGACGAUACCGAUUCGACCAAUUCCACCUCUGGCGAUGAUUCCAGUGAGCUUUACCAGCGCCCUAACACCGAUUCCCGGGAGUACGAGACUUCGAUCGCCGCCGCCUGUGGUGUUAACCUUACCACUCGCAUCUUGGCCUUCAAGCCUUCAGCACCAGAGUCAUCCAAGCCAAUUGACCUGAGAUCGCAAUACAAUCGCCCGCUCAAGACGGUCGCCUCAGCAGCUCAAUUCCGCCGCCGUAUCCUAACAGCGCCAGAGCGCGUUCUUGACGCUCCUGGCCUUGUCGAUGACUAUUACCUCAACCUUCUCGAUUGGUCUUCGAGCAACCAGGUUGCCAUUGGCCUCGAGCGUCAUGUAUACGUCUGGAAUGCCGACACUGGAAACGUCAAUGCCCUGUGUGAGACUUCGCCAGACACCUACGUUACGUCCAUCAAGUGGUCCGGCGAUGGAGCCUACAUCUCUCUCGGGCUCGACUCUGGCGACGUUCAGAUCUGGGAUGUGGAAGACCGGACCAAGCUCCGCACCAUGAGUGGCCACCAAUCCCGCGUGGGGGUCAUGAGCUGGAACAAGGCUAUCCUUUCCACCGGUUCCCGCUCAGGCAACAUUUUUAACCACGACGUCCGCAUUGCGGAGCACAAGACUGCCGAGCUCCUCUCGCACGCCUCCGAAGUCUGCGGUUUAGAGUGGAGGUCUGAUGGCGCACAGCUUGCCAGCGGUGGUAACGACAACCUCGUCAACAUCUGGGAUGCCAGGUCCAUUCAGACGCCCAAAUGGACCAAGACUAACCACAAGGCUGCCGUUAAAGCCCUCGCUUGGUGCCCCUGGCAGCUCAACCUCCUUUCUACGGGGGGCGGUAACUAUGACCGUUGCAUCCACUUCUGGAAUUCAACUACUGGCGCUAGAGUCAACUCGAUCGAUACCGGUAGCCAGGUUACCAGUUUGAAGUGGAGCACCAAGUAAGGAAUUCCUCCCCAUUGAUUGCCUAACCCGGUCGUGUAUUUCUCUUUGCGGCACAGCUAAGUCUUAUCAUCAUUAUAGUUACCGCGAGCUAGUCUCCUGCCACGGAAUGCCCGACAACCAACUCAACAUUUGGAGCUACCCAAACCUUGUCCGCAAUGUAGAGAUCCCGGCCCAUGAGACGAGAAUUCUACACUCUGCCCUCAGCCCCGACGGCCAGACCUUGGCGACCUGCGCUAGUGACGAGAAUCUCAAGUUCUGGAAGCUGUUUGAGAAGCGCCCUGGCUCUUCGGGCAGCACUCGUGAGGGGUCGAGCAUCACUGGGAAGGGGAAUAAAAUGGCCAAGCAGAUGACUAUUCGGUAGAUUGGGAUUAGGAAGUCGGGAAGGGGUGCAGAGCGAGAUGAAGGGGGAGAAGGGCGACCUAAGCUGGAGAUGAAUGGAUGGAUUUGGUGGUGAGGGUCUGUUUAAACGAUUAGCAACAAAUCAUCGAGUUUCUAUCAUUACCGUCGACAAUUUCAAAGCUUUACGGAUCAGUUUAAUUCAUACAUAUACAAAAAGUGGUCGCCUUUUCACCCUGUCACUCUCUUUCGCCCUCGUUCUUGUUUUCUUUUUUUUUUCACUCUUGCACACGUGUCACGCCUCUUAUACAGCAACCAAGUACAGUAUUUUACGUGCCAACCUCGAGCGAAAUUAUUUACAGUCAAACUUUUAUCCUUUCACUUAUUUUCCAUUGAUUCAUUCACGAUGGGAUGAGAGCGUCAGCCUAGGCCUCGAUGGAACGUGCAUAUUUCGGUGUUUCUUCUCUCCUUAGUUGUUGAUUUCCUUUUUGCAUGCAUACAUGGAGAAGUAUUGAAUGGGGUCUACCUUAUAUUAACAUACCGGAAGUUUUGAGUGUUUGUCUUGUCUUGCUCUGUGUACUCAGCCGUGAAGUAAAACGAACUAGCCAUCGUGUAUAAAAAUGAAGAUGAAUCGCAGAGAAGGCGAGUGAAGAGGGAGAGGUUUUUUUUAUUAUUUUUUUACUUUUUGUGUUCCCUCCCGGGCCUGUGGGAAUCAGGAAUAUUUUGUGUAGUGGUGGUGGUGGUGGGUGGGUGUAUCGUUGACUGGUCUCUCUUGGUGUCGUUUGGGUUGGCUCGGUGUGAGUGUUUUUUUCUUGUUUUUAGCGGUAUUGUUGGUUUCUCGGGAUACGAGUUUUUCUUUUUCGUUGAAGGUGUGCAGUAACUAUUCGCAAGUGUGGAAGGGU
This is a messenger RNA of Tuber aestivum (summer truffle), 3004 nucleotides long. The record is from the annotation of a GenBank genome assembly. NCBI's taxonomy places the organism in Eukaryota, Fungi, Ascomycota, Pezizomycetes, Pezizales, Tuberaceae.